This is a messenger RNA of Seminavis robusta, 5812 nucleotides long. The record is from the annotation of a GenBank genome assembly. NCBI's taxonomy places the organism in Eukaryota, Bacillariophyta, Bacillariophyceae, Naviculales, Naviculaceae.
CACUCACUUGGUCUGCGUGACUUCACAUUUUUCCAACGUUUCCUCUUGCACUCAAGCAAAAUUUUUACUGAGGCGGCUACUUUACUGAGUAGAGUGAGUAGACCAUGGAUACUACCGGUACGACUAGAUCUUUUGCCAAAAAUGAUACUGUUGUCAUUGCUACGUUAGAUGAUUCGGGAGACUCUGCUGAGGGAGACUCGUCCGAGGCGAUGAAUGAUGCUGAAAUUAUGCCCAUGAUGAGCCAAGAUUGUGUUGUGUGGAAUGAGAGUUGCAACAGCGAUCUUCGAGCUCGUCAGCAAAAGCAACUGGCAAUGACACAGCGGCCAAAGACUAGUUUGAAGCUGCAAAAGAGCGUCCAGAAAAAGAAAGCAAAAAUACCGACAGAGUCGCUCAUGAGACAAGCAAAGCCGUCGGAAGACCACGAAAUCGAAUCCAUCUUCACCUUGUUGCAAAAUAAUCACACCAACAGCAACGAUGGAGAUGGUGUGGCCAAUCCACAAGUUCCACCAGUAUCAGCAGUCACCGCAGCAAUACAAAAGAGCCACGGGAAAACGCUCCAGCCAGUCUUUCCAAAGCCAUUGAAUUUCAAUCGAAAUAACCCCCCCCAACCGGUUCUUCUUCGAAAGCGCCAUUCCUAUCCACCUUCUGCUGCUGCUGCUGCUGUCGCAAAGCCCAUCUCCACUCCUCCUUUUUCUAGUGGUACUGGUCAAAACCACAAUCGGAAAAAGAGAGCAGAGUCGCUGUGUCAGCCAAAUAAUACCGACGGAAGACUGUCCAAAAUUGCCAAAACGGCAACACUUGGAGCAGCUUCAAGUGCUUCCUCCAAAGCCUCUAAUUUGCACGCGGCGACGGCUCCACAAAUCUCAACAACAACAAUCAUUUCACCGGCUCCCACAAUCUAUCAAAGAAGGGGACAAGGAUCCAAAUCAAUGACUGGUUUUGAAGAUCUGUGCAAACAAGUAGAGACUCCUUCGCCGCCUUCUGCCACAGCUGCCAAACCAACUGAUACAACCAAAGGGAUUCCAGAUCGGUCCUUGGCUUCAACGGAAGCCGCUGAAACACCCUACAAUGGCACUGCCGGUGUGAAUGCCACUAAUCAAGGAGCUGCGAAUACUAGCCAUGGUGCUCGCAGUAAUCCACCAGACCCUCGGAAUGACAGGGCUUCCACAGCUGGGAUGCGUACGCAACAGCGAUCACAGAGCGACAAGGAAAAUGUGGUUUCAGCCCGUCCCCCGUCCUUGGGGAAUCGAUCUAUCGCAACAACAGCAAAAACCAUUCAACCAGGCAAUAUACGUUCUUCCUCUCAGCCAACAAGAAUGCCCUUGCAACAGAAAUCCUCACGGCAGGCAAAUGCUGCCGUCGCAAAUGAUUCCAAUGUGGUGCUCACACGACAACCAGCAGCGUCCAACACUCUGGCAAGCAAGACCCAACUGAAUCACCGUCAAACUCCGGCGACACUUGCUGAAGACAACUUUGAUGAUGCCUUUGGCGAUCUUGAACUGAGUGAAGAAGACCUUGCCAAGCUAGAUACAUGCACGUCAGCAGGCAACGUGAAUACGACUGGUGCCACUGCUGUCCAAGAAACGAAACCUGCCCAAGAAACCAAACCUGCUGUAGCGGAUGAAUUUGGCAAUGAUGAUGAGUUUGGUGAUUGGGAACUAGGAGAAGACGUCUUUACGAGUUGUGAUACCCUGGUAGCAGCAACGCAAAGACAGGAGUGCACUCAGCAUGCGGCCGCUCCAACACAACAAAUGCCAAACGACGCAAUCUCGGCCGUGGUCUCGUCCUCGCCUGAUGUUUCUUUGGAACAGGCUGAGACCAGCCAAAACGAGACUACGUCCAAAGAAAUGCACAACGAGACACAUCGCAUCACUACCGCUCCUGCAAACACUCUAAACGCGGCCGAGAAGGAAAACGAUGAUCCCUUCGGAGACUUUCCAGACAUUGAUUUUGACGCCGUCGAUGAUGCGGUUGUAGUUGCGACUCAACAACAAGACUGCAAUGUUGAUUGCUAUCCUUUGCAGUGGCCGCCACCGAGCUCUGUCGUACGCAACGCAAGGUCCGAAACUUGGCAAGACGAGACAUCUUACCUGUCGUUUUCACGCUACAAAGUCUGCUCUCUGGAGAAGCAUGUUCCUACCUUUACACAAGUGUUGCAUGUCCAAAUAUGGGACUCAUCUAUGCUGCGCGAUGUCGAUAGGCAGGCAAUACACAAGCCUACCGGUAGGAGCGCCGCCUCACGAAAGCCACAAGAACACAGCACAGAGAACAUCACCGGGUUGAUUGUGCUGAGGGGGUCAAACUACCAUUUGGAAGUUCAAGAAGGGGACAUCCUGCAUUUGUGUUCAUUGACUGGAAGGUUCAAAACAGAUCCUUCGGCACUGCCCAUCAUUCUCGAUUCCGAUCCACCGCCCGGAAGUGACCACGACGAUUUGGUUCCAAUAUUGCACCCAGACAUGCUUUCAAUUCCCACUACUGCCACAGAAGCUUUGGACUGCCCGAGAAGGGCGGUGCUGAAACACCGGCUUGGGUCAUCUGCGGUGGCAUCAAAGAAGUUGCUAUUGGGAACUUUGCGCCACGAACUCUUUCAAUUUGCUUUGAAGCAUGAAGUUUCAAGCAUGGAUGCCGUGAGACAGCAAGUGAGGAAGAUUGUAAGAAAGGAGUCAGAGAAACUUGUCAGCUGCAAAAUGUCUUCCGCUGAGGCAGACAGGGAACUCUUUAGGUUCUGGCCACAAGUGCAGGCUUUCAAACGCGCCUUCUUUCCCCGAAACAAUCAACAGCUUGAAAGCUUGGAGGGAAUUGGAUCGCAACCUCAGAUCCAAGCUUCUAUUGUUUCUGUCAAGGGCGUCGAAGAGGAAGUAACUUCGCACGAGCUUGGCAUGAAGGGAAACUUGGACGUCCUUGUUGAGGCUAUCACGGUGCCAACGGGCAUGCCCAAAUCCCAAACAACAAUGGGAAUUGAGCUCAAAACGAACCACCAUACGAAGACUCAGCAUAGACAUCUUGCACAACUUGCAUUCUACACGAUCAUGCUUCUUGCCCGAAACGGUCACACAGCAUCCGAAAACAGCAUCUUGAAGAGGAAUCCUCAAAACUUUGAUCCGAUUGCUGGUGGUAUGCUCUUGUAUAUAAACAGCGAAACGAGGAGAGCAAUCCACGUUGCACCGCAGCUAAAUGAGAUCAAGUGUCUAGUGGAGCAGAGGAACACUUUCUGCUCCAAAGCAGUACAGGCAUCAAAACCACGAGGCGUUUCGCUGUGCUAUGAAAACGAUGAAGACCCACCCAGAGUGAAAGUUGCCGACGCUCCUCCCGCAGAUUUGCCCGAAUUGCAGCAUGCUGGGCACUGCGCACGGUGCUUCUCUGCACGAGAAUGUAUGGUGUAUGCAGCUUCUGGAAGAUCCACAGAUGUCCGCCGAUCACAUAAAGACUUACUUGAACAAUUCACAGGGCAUUUGACCAGCAAAGAACUCGACUAUUUCCGCACUUGGGAGCGGCUCAUUGACCUGGAAGCUGAUGCUACUCAUCACUCACUGGCAGAGGCUUGGCUGGAGAAGUCAGAAGUAUUGGAAAGGCGAACGGGGAAGUGCAUUUCAUCCCUCGCCUACUCUCCGCAGCCACCUCAAGACGGAGACUCCCGAGAUGAUUCAGUUGCAUUUGUUGUCUUGGAAAGAUCAUCCAACUCGAACCUCCGAUCAGCGUUUUCGAGCCUUCAACUGCAACCCGGCUCCUACGUGACGUGUAGCACAGAUUGCACCACGUUGGACGCGCCCCUUGCUCGAUACCGAUCGGUAGCAUUGAAGGGUCAACGCCGUUUCCGGCAUCAAAUGAAAGUGUUCAGAGGAACCGUCGAGCGCAUUGAAGGCGACGACAGAAUCGUUGUUCGAACGUCGACAGAUAGUAUUGGCCGCUUGGACGACCUUUUGUCAAGUUUUCAGGAGUCCUCUCCCUCUGCGAGCUCGGCGGAAUCACAGUUGCUGUUCCGACUCGACCGAGACAACAGCUAUUCACUUUCAGGGACGCUACGCCGCAAUCUCGUCGAUUUCCUCACUAAAGACAGAGAGAAGGUUGACGAUCCCAAAGCUGAUGCCGAGCAACGAAGGCUUCGUACAGAGAGAAGGUUAGCCCGCCACCGCGAGAUGAUCAUUCAGCUCAAACCGCCAAAGUUCGAUUUAUCUCAACGCGAAAACAUGUUCAAUGAGCCCCAUUCAAGGGUCAGGGAUGUACCUGGCUGCGACAUGGCGGACUUGAUGAUGGAAUUUUCCAAAUGUAACAACGAUCAGAGGUCAGCAGCUCAAAAGGUUGCAUCCAUGACAGAUUACACGAUAAUUCAAGGUUUUCCCGGGUCAGGGAAAAGUACAACUAUUGUUUUUAUUGCUCGUCUGUUGGCUUCACAAGGCAAGAGGGUGCUGAUCACCUCGUACACCCACAGCGCGGUAGAUACUUGCCUUUUGAAGCUAAUUGAACACGGAGUUGGAGAACGAUUUCGCGAUCGCCCUCGUUCACUCAUUCGGAUCGGGGAGAAGUCUUCUGUCCAUCCAGCUGUGCAACAUCUUCUUGUAUCCCGAGUCGCAGCGGAACUAGAGGCACCGCAGGAACCAGAUGGCGACUGUCGUCCUUCGGCUGAGUCGCUUCGUCAGACAAUGUCUGAAGCUCGGAUCGUGGGCGCCACAGCACUCAAGAUUCCAAAGUCGCCGCUCCUGGCCGGGGAACACUUUGAUGUGUGCAUUGUGGAUGAGGCGGGACAAAUCACUCAGCCGGCCCUUUUGGGCGCAAUUGCAGCUGCGGACCAAUUCAUUCUGGUCGGUGAUCACAUGCAACUCCCUCCGCUUGUGUCGAGCGAAAGCGCACUUCAAGGAGGCUACGGAGUAUCGAUGAUGAAGAGACUAGCAGAUGCGCAACCCGACGCUGUCUCGCAGCUGACGCUACAGUACAGAAGUCACGAGGAAAUCUGUGCUCUGGCCAGUAAUGCCAUUUACGAUGGAAAGCUAAAGUGUGCACACGAUGUGCCGAGGUUAGCACUCCCGGCUUACCCGCAAGCUCUCCAAAACUUUGGUAAAAGUGCUGGUUGGCUCAGGAAUGUCAUCAAUCCGUUUCGUCCUGUGGUCUUCGCCGACACAGAUAAUAUUGUCCCAAGCAACAUCACACCAAUACAGGAUGGCAUUGCACCUCUCGAGCGCACUGGCACCAGGUCGGGCGGUGCGAACAUGAUGGUGAACGAAACGGAAUCAGCUUUGGUUGAGGUAGUACUCCAAGGACUCAUCGCCUGUGGCUUGGCGCCCUCGUCGAUCGGAGUGAUCUGCCCCUUUAAUGCGCAGAUUCGACUUCUUGAGGAGAGCCAACAGAUAAAGAAGCUACAAAGUGAUGGUCUGGAGAUCAACACAGUUGAUAAGUACCAGGGACGAGACAAGCAAGUUAUUAUUGUGUCCUUUGUUCGAAGCAACAGCAAAGGUAGAGUUGGGCGUCUUCUGGAAGACAUGAGACGGAUCAACGUUGCUAUUACGCGAGCCAAACAAAAGAUGAUUCUGCUGGGCUCUUUGUCAACGUUGCGCCGAGGAAGUCCCACUUUGAAAGUUAUUUUGGACCAAAUCGAGCAGCGGAAGAGGAUUGUUUGCUUGCCUUCCUGCACUACAGCAAUGCUAAGUUAAAAGAGCUGUUAUGCAUAAAAGAAAGGUUGAGGAUACAGAAUAGUUGAUGCACUUCUGAGGCAAUCAGCCACUCAUUCCCUUCAGGUCUCAUGUUGUUGUUCUAGCACAAUUAAAUAAUUGUCGCAUUGCCUGGGGCAGAGGUCUCAGACCUUGCCCGGUUGCGCCAG